Molecule: messenger RNA, 204 nt
Organism: Penicillium robsamsonii
Lineage: Eukaryota; Fungi; Ascomycota; Eurotiomycetes; Eurotiales; Aspergillaceae
Exons: 1
Coding region: 1-204 (67 amino acids)
Source: RefSeq, a predicted model, not a curated record
AUGGAAGAAGUGGACCUUGAUGACACCGUUCCCCGGACGAAGCUCAAAACCGCCGCUUCAGUGGUGCAAAACGCAUUCCCAAUCCGUCGUGUUGGGCUUCCCCUUUCGAUGGGGACUACUUUCACGAACCAUACUUGGUCUUCCUUCCUGAUUUCGGUUGCUGAUCGUUUACAAAUGCUUCAAGCUGUCUCGAAUCCACGUUGA